UUCUAGAUACAAGUACUAGGUCAUCAGCAUCGCUUCUCGGCCUUUUGGCUAAGAUCAAGUGUAGCUUUUGGUGUACCAUAUCUGGCCUACUGGACCAGGAGUGUAACGGACUCAUUUGUACUGUUGAACUCCAAGAGUGGAUCUGAUACUUUCAAUCAUUGUAUUAUGACAAGGAAGCUCAGUUUAACAAGCCAAGUAUUCAACCAGAGGGUUCACAUCACUGGCCACCUGUAACCACAGUGGAGGUAGAGAAUUUGAUCGCAUAGCUAAAGAACAACAAGGCCCCUGGGCAUAGAUUAUAGUUUACCACCAGCUGUUCUCUCCUGCAGCAUGCUGAGAAUUCUCCUAUCAACCUUUUUAGGCCUAUUUUUGUUCGGGAUAGGAGGACCGCAUCAUCAGCAUAUGAAAUAUAUUUCUGCUUGUCCCCAGACGCUGAAGCUACACAAGGAUUACUUUAAGUAUAGUUUUGCAACACAAAAUAUCAUUCCCACUGCCUCUGCUGCUUUUCUAGGUUCAUUAUCCAGGCCAUAUUCUUCUCUUCAUGCAUUUUUUUGGUGGCAUACUUGCAGCAAAACUAAGUAUCUUAGGGUGAAAAGAAGAAGGAUCUUGGAAACUGGGUGACUGAUUAGCUCAGAGUGGCACUGGUGCAAGCCCCCCCCCCCAAAAAAAAUCGUUCUUCUGUAACUUCAGGGUGUGCACGACAUGGCCAUCAGAUUCCUUGUUAUUGGAGAUGUAACUCUCCACCAUGGCUUCAAGUUCUGCAGUCGUUGUCCCACAUCUGCUGCUCCUCCAGAAAAGAAAAGAGGGGAAGGACAGGAGGAGAGGAAGACCAUAUAUAGCAUCUUGACAUUAGAGGUGAAAGAGGCAGAGGCACUACAUGAAAUUCUGUCACGAGCUCGUUGGACUUUUUAAAAGAGCUGGGACGAGUGAAAGAAGCCAAAGCUGCAAAGAACUAUGAAUUUCCUUUCCCCUAAUGACCAUCUCCCAAGGAAUGAUUCUAAUGGAUCAACUUGUGAAAUCCAAGAUGGCUUUCUUGCAGGGACUCUGCCUGUGAUGUACUCAGUCAUCUCCACAUUUGGUUUCUUCAGCAACAUGCUGGCCCUCUGGGUGUUCCAGUUUGGCACACAGAAGACAAACUCCAUCACGGUGUACAUGAAGAACCUUGCCAUCUCAGACCUCUUGCUUGCCCUCUGCCUGCCCUUCCGGGCUGCUUAUCAAAAUGAGAAUGGCCCUCCCAUCCUGUGCAAAGUGGUUGGCACAGUCUUCUAUACCACCAUGUACAUCAGCAUCCUGCUCCUCAGCCUGAUCUGCCUGGACCGCUACCUGAAGAUCAUCUGGCCCCUCCAGCAGUUCCGGAUCCACAAAGUACCUCACAGCACUUCUGCCUCCAGAGUGGUAUGGCUGCUCUGCAUUGCCAUAAUGCUGCCAUACUUUUUCAACAAGGGCAACAGCAACGACCCCUGCAGCCACAAAUGCUUCCACUUCAAGAAGAGAGGAGCUCUGGCAGCAGUGCUCAACAUGACGGCCGUGCUCCUUUUCUUCUUCCUGUUGCUGUUUUUCCUUUACUCUUACUGCAAAAUCUCUCUUAAGCUCCACACAGCAUCCUUAAGGAAAAGUAAGCGGAUUAGCAGCAGAGCCACUCUGAAGAUCUCUGUGGUCCUGCUCGUCUUCACAAUAUGCUUUGCCCCCUACCACAUGGUCCGAGUGCCCUACAUCUUUGCCCAGGUAGGGGUCUUUUCUGCUGCAGAGAGUGUUCAGGCCCUCCACUUUGCCAAUGAAGUUGUCCUUUGCAUCUCAGCCCUCAACUGCUGCUUCGACCCCAUUAUUUUCUUUUUUCUGUCCAGCAAUUUCAAGAGGGCUCUGCUGGCAGCCACCCUUGGGAAACUGAAAAGAGCUCUUCAGAAGAACCCAGACAUGUCAGGCAACAGAAAAUCCAUCACAGAUUCCAGAAUGCAGGAGAGCUGAGGUACAGGAUGAGCGACUGGUUGUUGGGCAGUA
Messenger RNA from Podarcis muralis (Common wall lizard), 1998 nucleotides. Its product is annotated as putative G-protein coupled receptor 34. Lineage: Eukaryota; Metazoa; Chordata; Lepidosauria; Squamata; Lacertidae. Gene Ontology annotation, cellular component: membrane. Gene Ontology annotation, molecular function: G protein-coupled receptor activity; oxysterol binding. The record is from RefSeq and is a predicted model, not a curated record. Gene Ontology annotation, biological process: G protein-coupled receptor signaling pathway.